UCCUUGCUCUUCUUUCACCAAGGACAGCGCAACCGCAACAGAGCCGCGAAAAGGGGCGCCAAAAUUGCUGUGCUCGGAACUUUUGUUCUUCGUCUAGCAGAUGGCCAACAAUCUCAUUGACUCGGAUAUUUCGCAAGAACUUGAGUUCCUGGAAGGUCAGGAUGAAGAGUACUCUUCAACGGCUCAGGUCGUACGGAAACUUCAAGAGUGUUGGAUGAAUGAGACCUUUGCGCCCGAGCUGCUGCCUUAUCAAGAAGGCAUCGUCGACUGCCUGUUAGAUCAGCUGAAUCACAUGGAGGAAAACCUUCGUGCCGUGAGCAGAGCAGACUUUAGGUCGGUCAUACACAGAAUGGAGCUCGAUCGACUGCAGUACGUGCUCACCAGCUAUCUCAAGGUGCGUCUAGAAAAGGUGGAAAAACAGGCAGCUUUCCUGCAAAGACAGCUGGAAGAUAAUGAACAUGUUGACUAUUUAUCAUUGGAAGAGAAGCAAUACGUGCAGGCGUACGUGACCAGCAUAGAGGAUUACCUGCGUGGUGCUGCACUUGCACACAUGCCUCGGAACCAGCAAGCACUGCAACUGAGCACCCUCGGGCGAGGACCCCGUUUGGAUCGGCCGGUAUUUCUCCGAGCGGAACGUAACAUCACCGGGCUGUUGGUGGAGGAAGGAACCGGAGACGGGAGGGACAGUGAAAUUGUUGACCUCGAUAAGUGGUCCCAGUACCUCCUCAUGUAUCGGCCCGUCGCGCCCUACGUCAGGAACGGAUCGGUUGUACUCAUCUGACUUGUGUU
Molecule: messenger RNA, 789 nt
Organism: Ornithodoros turicata
Lineage: Eukaryota; Metazoa; Arthropoda; Arachnida; Ixodida; Argasidae
Gene: Sld5
Product: DNA replication complex GINS protein SLD5-like
Exons: 7
Coding region: 101-781 (226 amino acids)
Biological process (GO): DNA-templated DNA replication; double-strand break repair via break-induced replication
Cellular component (GO): GINS complex
Source: RefSeq, a predicted model, not a curated record